Molecule: messenger RNA, 377 nt
Organism: Staurois parvus
Lineage: Eukaryota; Metazoa; Chordata; Amphibia; Anura; Ranidae
Source: the annotation of a GenBank genome assembly
GUGCACUGUGUCUCUCGGACACAGCGGAUCACCUAUCACGGAAAGAGCCGAAGAUGUCGGCUCGGUCAUGUGACCAGCUGUGUCCAAUCACAGGAAACAGGGAAAUGCCAGUUAUCGGCAUUUCUCUCCUCUCGAGCUCCCGAGCAGUGCCACCUGUCAGUGUCCAUCAGUGCCUUAUAUCAGUGCUCAUCAUUGCCUCAUGCCAGUGCCCAUCAGUGCCACAUAUCAGUGCCUACCAGUGCACAUCAAUGCCACAUAGUGCCCAUCUGAGCUGCCUUUCAGUGUCACCCAUCAGUGCCAGUCAGUGUCACCUAUCAAUGCCAAUCAGUGCCACCUAUCAGUACUGCCAAUCAGUGCCGCCUAUCGGUGCCAGUCAG